GUUUUAGCUUGGAUUUCAUGAUUCCCUUGUUCUAGAGGAGUGGAACUCCAGUUCUGUGCUGGUUUGUAGUUCAACAGCUGCCUUAAGCCUCACCUAAGAAACUAAAGACCCAGGUUUGUGACUGUACCAAGAGGUCCAAGGUCUUCUCCCUGUGUGGUUGGCAGCUGAGCUCAUGUGGUCCCUUCGUUAAUGGCUUGGGAUCUCUGCAGGGAAACAGUGUGUUGUUCUCUUUGGAUUGGUAUUCUAGUAGAUUUCAACAAUGCAGACGAUCAAGUGUGUAGUAGUGGGUGAUGGUGCUGUUGGUAAAACCUGUCUCUUAAUUUCUUAUACAACAAAUAAAUUCCCAUCGGAAUACGUACCAACGGUUUUCGAUAACUAUGCUGUAACAGUGAUGAUUGGAGGAGAGCCUUACACCCUUGGCCUCUUUGAUACUGCAGGUCAGGAAGAUUACGAUAGAUUACGACCCCUCAGCUAUCCACAGACAGAUGUAUUUCUGGUCUGUUUCUCAGUGGUCUCUCCUUCUUCAUUUGAAAAUGUGAAAGAAAAGUGGGUACCUGAAAUUACUCACCACUGUCCAAAGACUCCUUUUCUGCUUGUUGGGACCCAGAUUGAUUUAAGGGAUGAUCCCUCAACAAUUGAGAAACUUGCCAAGAACAAGCAGAAGCCCAUAACUCCAGAGACUGCUGAAAAGCUGGCCCGGGACCUGAAGGCUGUAAAAUACGUGGAAUGCUCUGCACUUACGCAGAAAGGCCUAAAGAAUGUAUUUGACGAAGCGAUAUUGGCUGCCCUGGAGCCCCCGGAGCCGAAGAAGACUCGCAGGUGUGUGCUGCUAUGAACGUCCCUCCACAGCCCCUUCUGCAAAGCUGGUGUUUGAUGUCAUACUAAAAGCAAUGUUAAAAUCAAACUAAAGAUAAAAUUUUAAAAUUUGUUUUUGCAAUAAUGACAAAUUCCCUGCACUCCCAUCUCCCCCACACGAUACCUGUGUGAGAUGAGAAUGUUAGUGUUUAUUCCCCCGUGCCCCCUCAAUUCACUUAAACUAGUUAAUUUUGAGUAAUUAUGUAUUAUCAGAAGACACUGAUCAUUACUAGUUUUUUAUUUUGUUUAUUGUUUCUAAUUUUUUUUUUUUUAACAUCAAGGCAUGCUCAAUGACUUUUUCUAUAACAGACUAAUUUUAGGCUGUUUAACUGAAGUCUUGCCCCUUACGCUGGUGUGGCAAGACUUGGUUCUGGUUUCUAGACCUUGUAGGGCUGUUCUGCAGCCAGCCAGCAGCCUGGGUAUGAGCAGACUUUAGUCAGGAAAGCAAAAUGUCCCAAGCUGGUGCUCCUCUAAGAAGGAUUGUAGAAAAUACAUCUUCUCUGAAGUUGCCUUGUAUCUUUUUGCCCUGGCUCUUUAACUGUGCAGGUAAUAAAUUUAUACCCCAUCCUCUAAGUUAUGAAGCCUUAGGAACAGGAGAAUGAUUUUUCUCUGGAUGCACCAUCAGACUUGAGACUAACUUGCCGGUCUCUUCCUUAAUCUUUGCCAUCACAUUCUUUUGGCUCGUGCUGAAGAAAUAACUGCCCCAUUGGAAGUACGCCUAGCUGGGUCAGUUGGCUUUUAUUGAGUCUACCUUCUGGCAAUCCUUAAUUAUUAGAGAAAUGCUUACAAUGACCAGCAUAUACACGGCUGCUUGGACACCCUAAAGGAACCUGGGAUGUGCUGCAAUGGGUUUUGGAGCUGGCUCUGAUGGUGCAUCUCUUGCUGGAUGGCUUGGCAUCCUUCAGGGAGAGGUGGAAAGAUAGACCUGUGUCAGUUGAAAAGAAGUGCAGGGAGAGGCUUCUGGUGUUUGGUGUGACACCAUAUUGGGACCAGUUGAGGGAACCCCUUUUUCUGCAUUUUGCUCAUGAGUAACCUUGAACCUGUAAGAGGGGCUCCAACCCCUGAGGAUCAUGUGCAGUGUCUCUACAUAGACCAUCUGGAGUAUCAUAAGGAUUUUACCAAAAAUAUAUUUUGGUUUGCAAAUUCAAAAAAUUUUAAAACUUAGGGAAUCUUCUUUAUCUUCCACAAUUUAAAUUUCUUGUAGACUCAUUAGUGUUGAACCAAUGCUUUUUCAUGUCUAAGUUCUUUGUAUAUGCAUUCUUUUCAGAUGUAUUAAAGUAUCUUCACAAGCCUG
Molecule: messenger RNA, 2149 nt
Organism: Zonotrichia leucophrys gambelii
Lineage: Eukaryota; Metazoa; Chordata; Aves; Passeriformes; Passerellidae
Gene: CDC42
Product: cell division cycle 42
Exons: 7
Coding region: 260-835 (191 amino acids)
Biological process (GO): regulation of filopodium assembly; establishment or maintenance of cell polarity; endocytosis
Cellular component (GO): dendritic spine
Molecular function (GO): GTP binding; GTPase activity; protein kinase binding
Source: RefSeq, a predicted model, not a curated record